GGAAGGAAGCCCAGAAAGGGCCUCUGCUCUUUGAUGAUCUCCCACCAGCCAGCAGCACUGACCCGGGGAAGGGAGGCUCUUUGCUUUUUGAUGAUCUUCCACCAGCCAGCAGCGACAACGCAGCCUCCAGUGCUACCGAGCAGGUCUCAUCAGCAGGGAGCCAUGGGAAAGGAGAGAAGAGAAAGUCCUUGGAGGAGGAAGAGAAGAAUGGGAGGGAAGAACUUGUGGAAAAGAAAGUUUGUAAAGGGUCAGUGGGCAUUCUUGGACUGAAGGGUUAUGUGGCAGAGAGGAAAGGUGAAAGAGAAGACAUGCAGGAUGCACAUGUCAUCUUAAACGACAUCACUGAGGAAUGCCAGCCUCUGCCCUCCCAAAUCACACGUGUCUCCUACUUCGCUGUUUUUGAUGGCCACGGGGGAGUCAGAGCCUCAAAAUUUGCAGCACAGAAUCUUCACCAAAACCUGAUUAAGAAGUUUCCUAAAGGUGAGAUAGUCAGCGUGGAGAAAACUGUGAAGAGAUGCCUUUUGGACACCUUCAAACACACAGAUGAGGAGUUUCUAAAGCAGGCAUCCAGCCAGAAGCCAGCAUGGAAGGAUGGCUCCACAGCUACUUGUGUCCUAGCUGUUGACAAUAUUCUCUACAUAGCCAACCUUGGGGACAGCCGGGCGAUUCUGUGUCGUUACAACGAGGAGAGCCAGAAACACACAGCCUUAAGCCUCAGCAAGGAGCACAACCCCACCCAAUAUGAGGAGCGUAUGCGGAUACAGAAAGCUGGGGGAAAUGUCAGGGACGGCAGAGUGCUGGGGGUGCUGGAGGUGUCCCGCUCCAUCGGGGAUGGGCAGUACAAGCGCUGCGGGGUCAUCUCCGUCCCGGACAUCAAACGCUGCCAGCUCACACACAACGACAGGUUCAUUCUGAUAGCAUGCGACGGCCUCUUUAAAGUCUUUACACCAGAAGAAGCUGUGAACUUCAUUGUGUCCUGCCUGGAGGACAAGAACGUGCAGAUGAGAGAGGGGAAGCUGGAGGCCGACGCUCGGUACGAGGCUGCCUGUGGCAGGCUGGCAAACAAGGCUGUGCAGCGUGGCUCCGCCGACAACGUCACCGUGCUGCUGGUGCGGAUAGAGCGCUGA
Merops nubicus (carmine bee-eater) is the source of this 1127-nucleotide messenger RNA. RefSeq names its product integrin-linked kinase-associated serine/threonine phosphatase (gene ILKAP). Lineage: Eukaryota; Metazoa; Chordata; Aves; Coraciiformes; Meropidae. The record is from RefSeq and is a predicted model, not a curated record. The transcript has 11 exons. Gene Ontology annotation, biological process: protein dephosphorylation. The annotation marks the transcript as partial. Gene Ontology annotation, molecular function: cation binding; protein serine/threonine phosphatase activity.